Lasiodiplodia theobromae is the source of this 1200-nucleotide messenger RNA. RefSeq names its product Pectate lyase. Lineage: Eukaryota; Fungi; Ascomycota; Dothideomycetes; Botryosphaeriales; Botryosphaeriaceae. The coding region runs from base 1 to 1200 and encodes 399 amino acids. The record is from RefSeq and is a predicted model, not a curated record. The transcript is spliced from 4 exons.
AUGCCUGCCAAGUCUUAUAUCAGCACCGCUGCCCUCCUGGCAGUCCUGCUCGGUGGCGCCCAAGCUGCCGAUAUUUACGUCUCUCCUACUGGUACCGGCACUGGCUCCAUCACCGCACCUUACGGUUCCAUCCAGUCGGCCGUCAACGCCGCGAAGGCUGGAGACACCAUCCACCUCCGUGCCGGCACUUACUCGCCGACCUCCAACAUUCAGAUCACCAAGAGCGGCACUGUCACCUCCCCCAUCACUCUUCGGUCGUACCAGGAGGAGAAGGUGAUUCUGGACGGUGAAGGGUUGCCAGGCACUCCGUACGGACUCGACGAGUCUCUUCCCAACAAGGAGAGAGGCAUCCUUCACAUCGAGAAGGGCAACUACUGGAAGUUCUACAACUUGGAGCUGAUCAACGGCCCUUACGGAGUCUACUCCCGUGAUUCGUCCCACAACUACUACGAGAAACUCUCGACUCAUGACAACUACGAGACCGGCUUCCAACUGCAAGGUGCCGCCUCGAACAACACCGUCAUCUAUCUCGACUCCUACCGCAACCGCGACCCGCGCAAGAACGGCGAGUCGGCCGACGGUUUCGCGUGCAAGGAAGGCUCGGGCGAGGGCAAUGUGCUGCGCAAUGCGCGCCUGUGGGACAACGUCGACGACGGACUGGACCUGUGGCUGUUUGAGUCGCCGGUGACGAUCGAGGAGGUGUACUCGUGGGGCAACGGCUACGACCGGUGGGGCUUCGACGACUUCCAGGGCGACGGCAACGGCUUCAAGCUCGGCGGCAGCGGCGACGAGAGCACCAUUGUGCCCGCCGGCCACAUUGUCCGCAACAGCAUCGCCUUCGCCAACAUGAAGAAGGGCUUCAUCGACAACGGCAACCCCGGCGCCAUGACCAUCGAGCGCAACACCGCCUGGAACAACGGCGAUACCGGCUUCGUCUUCAGGAGCUCCCCGAGCACCCUGUCCAAGAACAUCGCUGCGUUGAACGCCGGCAGCGCGGGCCAGGCCACCGUGAACAGCGACGCCAAGGCGAGCGGCAACUCGUGGAACAUUGGCGGCACUUGGUCGAACAGCACCUUCAAGAGCGUGGAUGCGUCGACGCUGAAGGGCGCGAGAGACUCAACCGGCAGGGUCAAGGCGAGCGACUUCUUGCUGCCGACGUCUGGUAAUGCCAUUGGGGCUACGACGCGGGAGGAUGUUUGA